ACUUUUUCCGCGAGAAAAUAAUGGAAAAAAGGAAAACUUGUGAGAACCCCUUUUUAGCUGAGAGAAAAAGGAAGAACUUGCCUAUUUGAGAAAACAAGCGACGACUUUUCGGAUUAUUAUUAUUAUUAUUAUUAUUUUUCGAUUGUUCCCUUUGAUGAAUUUCGCUAGGGUUUCGUAAUCUUUCACUCUUCCGAACAAUCACCGAGAAAGUUCAGAGAGAGAGAGAGAGAGAGAGAAGGGGAAUAUAUCAUGGCUGCUUCUUCUUCUUCAGCUACUGUCGCAGUGGAGAAGGCGACCAGCGAUCUUCUUUUGGGUCCUGAUUGGACCAUGAACAUCGAAAUUUGUGAUUCCAUCAAUUCUAAUCAUUGGCAGCCAAAAGAUGUGGUGAAAGCUGUGAAGAAGAGAUUACAACAUAAAAGCUCUAAAGUUCAAUUACUAGCUCUCACGCUUCUAGAGACAAUGGUGAAGAACUGUGGUGAUUUUGUGCACUUUCAAAUUGCUGAGAGGAACAUAUUGGAGGAGAUGAUCAAAAUCGUAAGGAAGAAGGCAGACAUGCAAGUGAGGGAUAAAAUUUUAGUAUUGCUGGACUCGUGGCAAGAGGCAUUUGGGGGUCCAGGUGGAAAACAUCCUCAGUACUAUUGGGCAUAUGAGGAAUUAAGGCGAUCUGGAGUAGGUUUUCCGAAGCGGUCAUCAAAUGCAGUUCCAAUUUUUACUCCACCUCCUACCCAUCCAACUUUAAGAAACAUGCAAGCUGGAUACGGGAUGCCAAGCAAUUCGUCAAAAACACUUGACGAAACAAUGGCAACAGAGAUAGAAAGUUUAAGUUUGUCAAGCUUGGAUUCCAUGCGGCAUGUUUUGGACCUUUUGAGUGACAUGCUACUGGCUGUGAAUCCUAGUGACCGCGAGGCUGUAAAAGAUGAAGUAAUUGUUGAUCUUGUUGAUCGCUGUCGCACCAACCAGAAAAAAUUGAUGCAGAUGCUAACAACAACUGGGGAUGAGGAGCUUCUUGGGCAAGGCCUUGAAUUAAAUGAUAGUAUUCAAAGUUUGCUCGCAAGGCAUGAUGCAAUUGCUUCUGGUACUCCCCUUCCAAUUCAAGGUGCAAGUUCCAGCACUCUAACAACUGAAGUUAAGAGUUCCAGCCCAGGAGAUUCUGUUUCAACACCUAAAGCUAGCCCUUCAGCCCUAGUGUUUUCUGAAACAAGGGACCAGAGUGAUGAAGAGGAAGAAGAUGAAUUUGCACAGCUCGCUCGAAGGCAUUCUAAGACACAGUCAGUGACUUCAAAAGAUGCUACAACUGGAUCCAGUGAAAAUUCAGGGUCAAUGAACCCUAGCAGCCCAACUCCACAUGUGCCAGAGCCCUCAACCUCUGUCCCAUCCAAUGCAUUAGCUCUUCCUGACCCACCUACAACAGUUAGUCCUGCAAAAGAUCAGGACCUUAUUGACUUACUGAGUCUCACUUUGUCCCUGGCACCAUCUUCUCCACAGACAAAUUAUGCGCCAUCAGCUUCUAGCCAAGGCAUGCAUCAGAUACCUGUUCAAUCAGGAACAGAAGGGUAUUCUUAUGCUCCCCAAACGUAUCCUGGAAAUUUGUCAUUCAACAGUUAUGUUGUCCCUUGGGCUCAACCUCAAUCUCAGUCAGAAUUUCAAACCCAGUCUCAACAACAGAUGUAUCAAUCCCAACCUCAACCUCAACCUCAACCUCAAUCCCAAUCCCAACCUCCAACCCCACCCUCACCUCAGCAAUUACAUACACACUAUGAAUAUGAUCAAGCACAGCAUCAUCAACAAACCCAACAGUUACAGACUCAGCCUCAGCCUCAGCCUCAAUCAGAACCCUUACCACAAUCCCCACAUGCAUUGCAACGACAACCUCAGUCACAGUUGCAGAGUCAACAUCUUCAAUAUAGUCCUCCUCAACAACAAUUGCAACAACAUUAUGAACCCCGACCAUUACAGUAUCAGCCCCAGCCACAAGCUCAACCACAUUUGCAGUCUCAGCCACAACCCCAAUCACAUUUGCAACCUCAGCCCCAACCCCAACCGCAUUUACGGCCUCAGCCACAACCUCAACCUCAACCUCAGUUACUGUCUCAGCCCCAACACCAACACAUUCAGCAAUCUCAACCACAGCCUCAAUUUCAGAAUCAACAUCUCCAAUACCCAGCAAGAUAUCCUCCUCCGCCAUGGGCUGCUACACCCGGAUAUCCCAACUAUCAAAACCAAUUAUCUGCUACAAAUAUGAUUUCAACCCCUCAAGCCAGCACGACACUCGGGGUUCGGCCAUUGCAACAUAAUUAUUCAUUCCCUUCAUCUGGUAUUAGUGGAGGAGAUCCUAGGGGGAAUUCUGGACUGAGGACUCCACCUGCCAGUGGAACUGGACAAAAGCCCUUUGUUCCAUCUUACAGGUUAUUUGAAGAUUUGAAUGUUUUUGGAAGCACAGAUGGAAGGGUAAAGAUGACAAGCAGUGGCACAUCAUCCAGCUUGUCAGGAGGGACAAUGGGACCUGGUAUGGUAGGGGGGCAUAAGUGAGAUUUUAUUUAUGUUUUUAUGUAAAAAUUGUGAGGUUGAUAUCAAUGCUGUAUAUCACAUACUGUUGGCUUCUUCACAUUUGCAGCUUAUGUUAGUUCUUUAGAUUGAUAUCCUACAUAUGUGUAGAUCAUAAAGUCAUUUGUUUUGAGUCUUACCUCAGACGACAGACGUGGAACAUUCUUUGAUAUAAGAUUUUAGUUUCUG
Messenger RNA from Gastrolobium bilobum, 2733 nucleotides. Its product is annotated as TOM1-like protein 6. The record is from RefSeq and is a predicted model, not a curated record. Lineage: Eukaryota; Viridiplantae; Streptophyta; Magnoliopsida; Fabales; Fabaceae. The transcript is spliced from 10 exons. Gene Ontology annotation, biological process: protein transport to vacuole involved in ubiquitin-dependent protein catabolic process via the multivesicular body sorting pathway. Gene Ontology annotation, molecular function: ubiquitin binding; phosphatidylinositol binding. The coding region runs from base 250 to 2529 and encodes 759 amino acids.